UGCCUAUACCAAGAGGAUUGGGCUCCUCUCUCCAGAGAUUUCAGAGUAGCAGCCGUGUUAGUCUGUAUUCGCAAAAAGAAAAGGAGUACUUGUGGCACCUCAGAGACUAACAAAUUUAUUAGAGCAUAAGCUUUCGUGAGCUACAGCUCACUUCAUCGGAGUAAACCUGUAUCUCACCCAGCUAGAUGGAAGUGGAAUUCCAAUAAGACAAGAUAAAAGUUUUUCUCCACUUCCUCAAUUGGUAGGAUUUGGAUAAGAAAGGAUCUAAUGUAUAGUUAAAAUAAAGGUGUACUGCCAUACUGUGGUCUUGACUGAAAGAUAGUGCUUCCCCUCUCUCUGAUUUGGACUCUGUAGAAGUUGUACAUCUUCACCUAGCUGUAGAGCACUCUCGCGCGUGUGCUCUCUCUUUUUUUCUCUGGAGAAAUGUGGGCAAUAUUUCAAAGGUGAUCUGCCAAAAAAAAUUAACUGCAUAAAACAAUCUCUGGCACUCAUAUUAAUGUGUAUGGGGUUUUUACUGUUUUAGCCUUUUUAGAAACAGCAGAAAUAUUCAUCUGAUUUCUGUGGAAGGGCUGUAGAAGAUCUUGGAUAGUUGUGACAUUUAACACCUUUAUAAGUUGAAAGGGUGAAUCUGAACAAAAGCAACUCUUUAUCCUGAAUGUUCACUAGCCUUUUAAGCUCCAUAGCUUUUUACCAAACUGACUACAAAUACUUCCCCUCAACUUUCACUCUUGACUUGUUACCAUUAGUCUUUAAAUUCUGAUGGUAGAGGCAUUUUAGAGAGGGUUUUUGGUUUUGUUUAAGACAGAAAGAAAUCCUUUGAAAACAGCAUGUUGUCUCCUUUAUCACAGAGAUAAAAACUUACAAGCCCACUGUCUUUUCCUUUUGAAAGUAGAGCUGGGCCUGAACCAAAAUCUUCAGGUCAGUGUUUGCUGUGUGAACUCUGUAGCCCUGGUUUGCUACGAAAACUGAACACAAAGUUAUGGCCUUAUUAACAGGUGCAGCUACUUGUAGGGAACUAUUUUCUGAUGUGUGGGGAGAGACUAGAAUUAAGUGAUAUGUUUUAGUGUUUAAAUGAGAUAAUAGAAAUUCUAGUUCCCACAACUCCCUUGUUUCCAAAUGGAAUGUUACUUGCUUUUUUUAUGAAUUUGCUCUUUAAUUGAAAAAUCAAGUGAAAGCUCAUAUUGGAAGGGUUUACAUACUUCAAAAUAUUAACACUAUCUGAAAAAGUUGUUGCUCCUAAGAUUACAGAUUCUCAGUUCACAUGCUUUGGACACAAGCCAGUCAGAAGUUGCAAAGAAAAGCUGGGUCUAUGUAAAAGUAAUGUGCGUUAGGAAAAGAGAGAGUGGGGUUGGAGGGAGCUGAAGGAUUGGGAUGGGGGUUGGAUGACACUGAGACUUGAAGGCUUGAGUAAUGGAGUAUCUACUGCAUGUAACUCAUGUAAACAUCACAUAUACUCAUUGGUUUUGCUUUAAGUACCAUCAUUUUGCUGUCAAGUGGUUGGAACUGAGAGUAUCACUACUUGUCAACUUGCCACCUGUUACAGAGUUCAUUUGGACAUAGUCAUUGAAGCUAUGCAGGACAACAGAUGCCAGUGUCCAGCUCAUUCCCACACUUACUCUCAAGCUCCUGAACAUGCUGCUUUGAGGAGAACAGAUUAUGCUUUUGAGAUGGCCGUGUCAAAUAUCAGAUACGGAGAAGGCGUUACUAAAGAAGUGGGCAUGGACCUGCAGAAUCUGGGUGCUAGAAAAGUUUGUGUGAUGACAGAUAAGAACCUCUGCCAGCUCCCUCCAGUAAAAGCAGUAUUGAAUUCCUUGACAAAAAAUGGAAUCACUUUUCAAAUGUAUGAUGAUGUCCGAGUAGAGCCAACGGAUCAGAGUUUCAUGGAUGCCAUCACAUUUGCUAAAAAGGGGGAGUUUGAUGCCUAUGUUGCCGUGGGCGGUGGUUCUGUAAUAGACACUUGUAAAGCUGCCAACCUGUAUGCAUCCAGUCCUGAAUCAGAUUUCUUAGAUUAUGUCAAUGCUCCCAUUGGAAAAGGAAAGUCCGUUCGUGUGCCUCUCAAGCCAUUCAUUGCAGUUUCCACAACAGCUGGAACUGGAAGUGAAACCACUGGCAUUGCCAUUUUUGACUACAAAGAACUAAAAGUAAAAACUGGCAUUGCUUCUAGAGCCAUUAAGCCCACAUUGGGUAUGAUUGAUCCUUCGCAUACGCUCCAUAUGCCAGAGCGAGUAGUAGCCAACAGUGGCUUUGAUGUGCUUUGUCAUGCACUAGAAGCAUACACUGCACUUCCUUACAAGAUGCGAAGUCCCUGCCCUUCAAAUCCAAUCAACCGGCCUACUUACCAAGGCAGCAACCCUAUCAGUGAUGUCUGGGCUAUCCAUGCACUGCGCAUUGUGGCAAAGUAUUUGAAAAGAGCUGUCAGAAUGCCAAGUGAUCAUGAAGCAAGGGCUAACAUGCACCUGGCAAGUGCUUUUGCUGGCAUUGGCUUUGGAAAUGCUGGUGUUCAUCUUUGCCAUGGAAUGUCUUACCCUAUUUCUGGCUUGGUGAAGAGUUACAAAGCAAAGGAUUAUAAUGUCGAUCAUCCUCUGGUGCCACAUGGUCUUUCUGUGGUACUCACCUCCCCUGCAGUAUUUACUUUCACAGCAGAGAUGUGUCCUGAACGGCACUUGGAGGCUGCAGAGAUACUGGGAGCUGACAUCCGCACUGCCAAAAUUAAAGAUGCUGGGCUUAUUUUGGCAGACACGCUCCGGAAAUUCUUAUUUGAUCUGAAUGUUGAUGAUGGCUUAGCUGCAAUUGGUUAUUCUAAAGCAGAUAUCCCUGCUUUAGUCAGAGGCACUCUCCCUCAGGAAAGAGUGACUAAACUAUCACCUCGUCCCCAGACGGAAGAAGAGCUAUCUGCCCUGUUUGAGGCAUCCAUGAAACUUUACUAGUUUAAAUAUUUUGCAUGUUCUUUAAUGAUUAAAAACUAACAUGAAGGUAAUUUCCCACAGACAUGGUCUAAACCAGUUCAGAUUAUGAAGGAACAUGUACCUCUUAUGCUUGUGUUUUACUAUCCACUGCCAAAAGGUCAGAUAAUUCAUGUUCAGUUCAACACUAUUUUUGUGAUUAUGGGGCUGAUUGUGUAAUCAAAGGGAUACUCUUGUAAAGGUUGUUGGCUCAGAUCUUAAGCUUUGCAGAGGACUUUCUCUUGAGAGCUGGACAAAAAUGGAGAUAAUUUGUCAUGGAAGUUGUUUUGAAAAUGUUCAGGGGAUGAAUUUAUCUUGUAUUUUAAUUUUCUAUGACUAUUUUUGUCUAAAAAACCCUAAAACUAUAAACUGUGUAGGAAAAAUAGGCCACUCUUCCUCAGGCAAUAUUCUCAAACCCAAAAUUUGAACCUGCUCAAUUCAGAGGGUUCACCUUACGAUUUUUUUUACCUUCUCAUUUAAUUUGGGGCCUGAUGUAAAGAUCAUGGGUAAAAAAAUAUAUAACUUUUUUAACAAGUCUAGAAAAGCCUUCCCAAAAGUUUUUUUUUGUUUCACAGUAUUUAGUUUUAAAGUGGUUUGCCAGGCAUUUUUGUCUUUUCAUUCAGAAGUUAUGCAUGAGAAUAAGUUCGCUUGUUCCAACAGGGUAGCUAACUGGUUACCUGUCAACUGAGAAAGCGAACAGGCAGAAGGGGGAUAAAAUUCAAAUGUCAGUAUUAAAAUCUUUCCUGGAUUUUUCACCCUCUCUUGAGCCCCUUUGGGGUAGUGAGUUUUGCUGCCUGCAUAGCAUAGCAUAGCAUUUGCCGCUUCACACAGCGGUCUUAUACAGAGAAUAUUGAAAAUAAUGUUCCUGUUUUCGCUGAGAUUUUUAAGUUGUUACUGCUUUGUGGCGUUUUAAAUGAAUCCAUUUACUGGUUUUCACAAAAACUCUGACUUUAGUAUUGCUAUUUUAAUCAAUAUUUUAUCAAAUUUUUAUUGAAAGCCAUGUUUUCUUACAGAAAACAGAAAAAUAUCAAUAAUUUUGAAAACAAUUUUGAUAAAAAUAGUAAUUAAAAAUGUUGCCAAAAAAUUUUUCUCACAAAAUAGAAAAUUUUGGUACUGGUGACAUUUCGCAGAAAGUUUUCCAAAAAAGGUUAAUUUUCAAAAAUUUCUUAAACAAAAAAUAUCAACCAGUCUAAAAUGUUUCUCUGUACUAGACAGGGCUUUAAUAUCAUAUUCAGAGUUUGUUGCAGCAAAUUCUGGAAGAUGGCAUGUCUGUAUCACAGAACAAGAGAGAGAGCAGGAAGUUUUUUAAUUGAAAAUUAUUCUAUUAGGCACAGAUUUCAUUGGCAUUGUACUGCAACACCAGCAGCAGUAUACACAAUACUCAUAUUGUAUUCAUUUAAAAACAAAUUCUGAUGUCUUUUAAAUUCUGUUCCGGCACCAAUUUCAUGCAGUUGCCAUAGCACAAGUUCAGUGUAGGAAAAGCAUAACAUGCUAGUUAGUUCCUUUACUCAGUUACUUUUACUCUUUGCCUCAUUAUGAUUCCGUUCUGCAGCCACUCCACAUGCAACUCUUCCACUGAAAUAGAGGAAGGAUGUCUUGUACAUUUAUGACUAUUAAUCUUGGCUCAAUAAGACUGGUGCCUUCCAACCACAUGUUAGGACCUUAUGAUGGAAGUAUAUUGGCUGUGAGGUUUUUAGGUCCCUUUUGCGCUCUGAUGGAUAGCGAUGGGAGACUGAAGGUCCUCUGUAUUUCCACUGAAUAGAUACAGCAUGGGCAGUGGUUAUACAGACAGAUCUGCCAAUAGCCCUCAGCCUGUUCUGAGAAGCUAAUUCAUUUUCCCUGUCAUUCCAUAUCCAUUACCUCCUUCAUUCUAGUGCAAAUGCCAACAAGAGCCUCAAUAUUGAAAGCUGGUUUCACAAUUUGUGGGUUUUAUUUUCUAUAUUACACUAAGUUAUCUCAACAAAGACUCACCCUGCCCUUAAUCUUGUGUUGCAUCUUUUAUAUCUUUUUCUGUUCUCCCUCUCAGUGAAGUUUCAUCUUUGUGCAAUAGCAAUGGUGUGGUGUACUGAGGAGACAAUUUUUGUGGGAAUCUAUUUUCUAGCCAGACAUUUUGCGUUUGGAGGGGAUGUAGCUUCUUCCAAUUGAACAGCGGAUGAGUUUAUUAGGUAUGUUGUUUCUCAUGAGUGCUUUGAUGGGUAAAAAGGAAAGUGGGUCUUUCACUCUAGCAUGGUUCUUAUUUACCAUUUAUAUUGGUACACAAGUAAAUAGUAGAAUGGCUUCACUACUAAUAGUACUUUACACUUGCAUAUAACCCCUUGCAUUAAAGGAACUCAAAGCAAUUUACUAACAUUCAUGAAUUAAGCCUCACAACACCCCGUGAGGUGAGCUAUUAUUAUUACCCCUAUUGUAUAGGUGAGGAGACUGAGGAACAGAGCAAUUAAGUGACUUGUCUAAGGUCACACAGGAAGCUUGUGGCAGAAUCAGAAAUAGAACCCAAGUCUCCCGACACCUAGUCUUACACAUUAUCUAUAAGACCAUCCUUCUACUACUAAUUAUUAGCCAUUGCUGAAAACUAUGUGAAGAAUCAAGAGAGAUGAAUCCAUCCCAUUCAAAUAGUAAUAGUUUGUGUUUAAAUAAUGGUGUUUAAAUCCAGAAUGGGAUCUGGGGUACAAGUAUAGUUUAUUGGCAGUUUUAUCUGCCACUGAGAUAGAGGUUUUUAAUGUAAUAAAAUACACUAUUCCAUACCUGAAGGUCUACAUUUUCAAACAUGUGCACGUAUCUUUGUGCAGGUCCAGUUUGUACUCCUGAAUAUGGGACUUGUGCCUGUAUGGUUACAACUCGUGAACACCCAUUGGUUGGGCAUGUGUAGAAAAUCUGAGCCACUUGUUCUUCUGAUUUAUAAAAAUGUUAACGCCUCAAACGCUAAAGCCUUCCAUAAUGUAUCUUAUAUAGUUUGGAUAGUGCCUUUGGGAGCUAUUGCAAUACAAACAAGUAAUGAUGUAUUUCCUACAAAUAUAAGCUUGUGAAAAUGUUUAAGAACUGUGUUUUAACUGUCAUGUUAACUUGAAUCUUGAAAUGUAACUGUAAAUCCAAACCAUUCAAAAGAAAUAAGCGUUCAUUCGCUUCACUGGGCAGUAUGGUUAUUCCUGAUUAGAUGCUUAGUCAGUGAGCUGACAGUAUGUUGACAAACCAUUGCAUUGUGAAUAAUUGAAAAGAAUGUCAAAUUUACAGAAAUAAAGAGCAUCCUAUCUA
Molecule: messenger RNA, 6194 nt
Organism: Dermochelys coriacea (leatherback sea turtle)
Lineage: Eukaryota; Metazoa; Chordata; Testudines; Dermochelyidae
Gene: ADHFE1
Product: alcohol dehydrogenase iron containing 1
Exons: 14
Coding region: 1572-2927 (451 amino acids)
Cellular component (GO): mitochondrion
Molecular function (GO): metal ion binding; alcohol dehydrogenase (NAD+) activity
Source: RefSeq, a predicted model, not a curated record